AUGGUGACUUAUGCUGGUAAAUUGGUAUUGGCCCCAAUGGUAAGGGCUGGAGAACUGCCUACAAGACUUUUGGCACUCAAGUACGGUGCCGAUCUUGUUUGGUCACCUGAAAUUGUUGAUAAAAAGCUUAUCCAGUGCUCAAGACAGGUGAACGAUGCUCUGAAGACAAUCGACUUUGUGGUGGCUCCAGCGCAAGAGGGAAAACCUACUAGUGUGGUAUUCAGGACAUAUCCCGAUGUAGAAAAGGGCAAGUUGAUAUUUCAGUUAGGGACUUCAGCUCCAUCUCUCGCAGUAGAGGCAGCUUUAAAGGUGAUUCAAGACGUGGACGGGAUCGAUGUGAACGCUGGUUGUCCCAAACAUUUUUCGAUUCACUCUGGAAUGGGUGCUGCUUUAUUGAAGACUCCAGAAAAACUCUGCUCAAUCCUCGUUUCUUUGGUUGAGGAGGUGGGAAAACCACAUAACAAGCCCAUUAGUGUCAAGAUUCGCAUUUUGGACAAUGAGGAAUCAACUCUCAGCCUUGUUAGAAAGCUCUGUGCAACUGGAAUUGCAAACCUUACAGUUCAUUGUAGAACUACUCCAAUGAGAAACAGACAAGCGCCAAUCAGGGACUACCUACCGCAAAUACAUCGCAUUUGCAAAGAAAACCAUGUUAGUCUGAUUAUGAAUGGCGCGAUUCAAAAUCGAAGUCACUUUCUCAAAGUACGUGAAGAACUAGGGUUGGCCGAAGAUGUGGGCGGAAUGAUGGCAGACUGUGCCGAGAUGAAUCCCACAGUCUUCCACCCGACGCCGUUGCCCUGGUAUGAAGCAAUUAGGUGCUAUCUUGAAAUAGCGCGCAAGUUCAAUCACAAUGUUAGUAAUGUGAAGUAUAUGAUCACUCGGAUAGUUCCUGGAAAGUCGAAAUUCUAUCAGUACUUCACAAGAUGCAAAACAAUGGAUGAAAUCACAUAUGUAGCCAAUCAAAUGGAUGAAACAGGUCUUCCACUGAGUGAUCCCAGUAGCUACCUAGAAGAAAAAAGGCAAAAUGAGAAAAAUGAAAAAAAAAGGGCUAAUGAUAUGAAGUCACAACGGACACAGCAAACUAAAAAGCAUAAUGUCAAGGAGAAGUUGAAGAAAAAGUUAGAUACUGACCAAAAAAGACAGCAUGAACAGGCAUGGGAAUCUAUUGAAACAAAAAAAAUCAGGACUGAAUGA
This is a messenger RNA of Lachancea fermentati, 1191 nucleotides long. The record is from the annotation of a GenBank genome assembly. Lineage: Eukaryota; Fungi; Ascomycota; Saccharomycetes; Saccharomycetales; Saccharomycetaceae.